Messenger RNA from Chlamydomonas reinhardtii, 3399 nucleotides. RefSeq lists its product as uncharacterized. Lineage: Eukaryota; Viridiplantae; Chlorophyta; Chlorophyceae; Chlamydomonadales; Chlamydomonadaceae. The transcript is spliced from 13 exons. The record is from RefSeq and is a predicted model, not a curated record. Bases 776 to 2854 code for a protein of 692 amino acids.
AACGCGGUUUCCCCUCUAGUUCCACACGAGAGAGCUUCCCAGCGAAACUACUUUACAAGACGACAUGUCUAAUUGUUUCGCGUAAAGUAUCUGUCAUGUUGCCCGUUAGUUGUCAUGUCGCCCGAAGCGCGAAAGAAGCAAGCAAGCCGCAAGUGGCUGCCCCGCUCGUCAUUUGCCAUAAAGCCUUGCUACAUGGACUAUCCUAAAAUACACUGGAUCAUAUUUUCACGCAGCCACGGAGCCCUGAGAAUGGCGUGUGUAGAACAAUGCGUCUUGCAUGUUAAUGUCAACCGCCAUAGUAACUGGGAGUCCGACCAGUGGAGUCCGACUCGAACCGCCGGUAGGCCUUCGUCUUUUAGCUGUGUAAGCCACAGAUUUACACGACUGCAUGUGCUAUUUCUCUUUAGGACUCAACUGCGUGGAGCGAGCGCCAACCGCUGUUGCAACCAGCCCGACACGCACGUCCGUGAUGAUGCCAAUCGCCAGUCAAACAGGUACAUAAGCAUGGCGAGCAGCGGCCUAUUUGCAAGGUGAAAGCGGAGCCUAUCGAUAGGGUUCGUCAGUUGUACAGACGUCUCUUACUGUCCUGUCGUUGCUCCCUGCGGAGCCUUUCAGCCUUUUCGUAUCAGCACUCCCGGCGUGCACGCACGCACUCCAAUACUUAGGCCGCGCCUUUAGUGCUGCGCCUGGAAAGAACACCGCCAAACACGCCCUGCGUACAGUUUUUCAUCUCGCAUACACGACUUUGGCAGCUCCAAAAGUAAGACCAGCUCCGAUGGCGUUCAUGCUCAUGCGGCGGCCGGUCGCGGCCCUCGCGCUCGCCGCCGUGCUGGCUGCGGUGACUAUCGGUCAUGUUGCGGCGGCGCACCGCUCCCUGCUGGGCGUCCCGGGCGGCCGGGUGGACUGCGUGACUGAGCUCCCCGACUGCCUGGGCGUCACAUGCGAGCUGAAUUUUGCGUCGCUGACCAAGACCAUCAAGGUUGACUUCUCCCAGUGCAUCACGUCCGCGAUCAACUGGGCCUGCUGCGCCAGCCCCGGCUGUGUCACGUCCGGCUGUGCGCGCUGGCCCCAGACCACCGAUGUGACCAAGAGCACAGCGCAGACGUGCGACAACUUCCGUGCCAUCACCCUGCAAGUGGGGCUCACCACCUCGUCCGUCACCUUGCAGGCCCAGGCCGGCUCCAUCAGCGGCGGCUCUAGUCGCCAGUGCGACUCCACCUGCGCCAAGAACAACAAGGGCGCGUGCCCCAAGGGUGGCCAGCAGGUGUGUGACGUUGUUCUCAACCUGGACAAGUACGCUGGCUGCUCUCCUCCUCCGCCGCCCAGCCCCGCAACCCCCAGCCCGGCCCCUCCCAGCCCCGCACCCCCAAGCCCGGCGCCUCCCAGCCCGGCGCCCCCCAGCCCCGCGCCCCCCAGCCCGGCCCCUCCCAGCCCGGCCCCUCCCAGCCCGGCCCCUCCCAGCCCGGUGCCUCCCAGCCCGGUGCCUCCCAGCCCGGCCCCUCCCAGCCCCACACCCCCCAGCCCGGCGCCUCCCAGCCCGGCGCCCCCCAGCCCCGCGCCCCCCAGCCCGGCCCCUCCCAGCCCGGCCCCUCCCAGCCCUGAGCCUCCCAGCCCGGCCCCUCCUAGCCCCGCGCCCCCAAGCCCUGAGCCCCCGAGCCCGGCCCCUCCCAGCCCCGCACCUCCAAGCCCGGCCCCUCCCAACCCGGCCCCUCCCAGCCCCGAGCCUCCCAGCCCGGCCCCCCCUAGCCCCGAGCCCCCCAGCCCGGCCCCUCCCAGCCCUUCGCCCCCCAGCCCUUCGCCUCCCAGCCCGGCCCCUCCCAGCCCGGCCCCUCCCAGCCCCACGCCGCCCACCCCUCCCAGCCCCGCCCCUCCCAGCCCCGCUCCUCCCAGCCCUCGCCCACCUCGCCCCGACUGCAAAGUGACGCUGCAGGAUAACCCUGGCGGUUUCGUCUUCGUCAGCAACCACGACGCGGAAGACCAUUGUCAGAGCGGCGCCGGCUGCGCUGAUUACAUGCCACGUGUGCUGCGGGCCGCUCUCGAGGGUGCCCCCGCGGCCGCAUCUGGCAUCCUGGCAGUUGUCGGAAACACCGGCACUACCGCAUCUAGCGUAUUUCAGUUCUGGAUCUCCCGGCUGGCGGCAGUCGGAUAUACGGGCCCCACGCCGACCGUGACCUACGCCCUUGAUGCGGCUGCUAUCAACGCCCAGACCGCAGUCCUCAACAAUUUUAAGGUGCUGUACAUUGCCAGCGACGUUGCCAACGUUAACGGCGGCGUGACUGCUGCCCAGAACGACGCGCUGACCGCCAAGAAGCUGCUUAUUAAUGACUUCGUCACUCGCAACGGUGGCUCCCUUGUGGCUAACACCCAGGGCGGAUUUGGCAGCGCCGGCUUCGGAUUCUUCCCCCUGAGCCUGACCUACGUCCCGGCGUCCACCUCAGGAUUUGUAAACAUCUUCCAAGUCCAGCCCGACGCCACCGACCUGUGGGGCAGCGGCUUCACUGACGCGGCACUGGCAGCAGGCCCCUGGCACGGCUACUGGACGGGCCCCUCUGGCUGGCUGGGCCUGCGCCCGCUGGUCGCCCGCACCGGCUCCUGCCCCGUGCCGCUGCCUACUGGCACGACCGCACAGAACUGCCAGGCGGCAGCGCUGUGGGGCAAGAAGGUCAAGCUAACUGCGGAGAUCUGUAACAACGGCAUUGAUGAUGAUGGCGAUGGUCUGGUUGACGGUGGUGUCAAUGGUGAUCCCGACUGCUGGCGUUGCGGCAACGGCAUCAUUGACCCGUGCGAGGAAUGCGAUGAUGGAAACAUCACCGGUGGUGACGGCUGCUCCAGCCAGUGCCUGCUGGAGUUCUAAGGAAAAGAUUACAUAUUUGAUUUGUACAUGAUGCUGCACCGCUGCUGUACCAUUCUUGUUGUUUUCGGGCAGUACGGUAGUAGUCAUGUGACGCGUGGUGAUCGAUUGCGUGUAUUCGAUCGCCGGGCCGUUGCAUCUCCCCCACCUUGACAAAUACGCAUUAGGAGAUAUGUCCCGAUCUAUCACGCCUCACCAAGCUAUAAUGGCAUGAUCCCGACUUAGGUUCGUGUUUUCGUACAUACCGGCAUGUACACGGGCACCGAUGGAAUGCGUGCGGCCUGCCGGUGGGUCUUGUGCGCGCGUGUGGAACGCGCACAUCCGUCCACCGGCCUUGCGUAUGUCGACGUGUUCGUUCGUUGUUGGCUAUCGCGCCAUGUUAAUGCUGCGGUGUUACAUUGUGCAGCCGCUGCUGGCAAAUAAUGCCAUGGGAGCCGGCACCAAGCUGAGUUACUGCGACCCAGCUGGUCAAGGUGUGUGGAAGAUGACGAUGUUUGAUGUGCACGGCUCGGACGGAGCAGGCUCACAUGCAACAGGCAGAUACACUC